Molecule: messenger RNA, 4818 nt
Organism: Hydractinia symbiolongicarpus
Lineage: Eukaryota; Metazoa; Cnidaria; Hydrozoa; Anthoathecata; Hydractiniidae
Product: kinesin-like protein KIF14
Exons: 39
Coding region: 56-4636 (1526 amino acids)
Biological process (GO): microtubule-based movement
Cellular component (GO): kinesin complex; microtubule
Molecular function (GO): microtubule binding; ATP hydrolysis activity; ATP binding
Source: RefSeq, a predicted model, not a curated record
UUCUAAAGCUACUCUUGUGUUUUUAGAAAUAAAGCUACUCUUGUGUUGUUAGAAAAUGUCUUCAAGUAAACCAAUUAAGAAACGAACUUUGCCAUCUGUGCCUUCUGAGAAGAUAAGUACUCCUAAAACAGGCAAAGUUGUAUCUAAUCAGAAAUAUGUGGACACUCCACCAGCCAGAGCUUUGUUUAAGGGUGAUCCAACUUUGUUAGCAAAAGAUACUGGUUGUGGCAGCAAGACGAAACUUUUAGCAAAGAAACACAUAUUAAAAAAGUCCAAUACACCUGUCUCUGCAUCUCCAAAGUUGUCUAAGAAAAAAUUAUACCAAACGCCACAUAUCGUAACAGAUAAAUUAGCAAGCAAUUGUAACACUCCUGAUGUUAACAAAAACUUUUCUGUAAAUGAAAAGGAAUCGAUUUUAGACAAUGAACAGGUGGUUGAUCCGACAGUAUUGCAGCAAAGAGCAUCUUUACUGCUGAGAUCCAGUCCAGCUACAGAGGUUAAAUCUAAUUAUGACAAUUCUUCUAUUAGUGUUGCUGUUCGAGUUCGCCCAUUUAGUUCCAGGGAGUUGUCGUCCCACUUGUUGAAUGUUAUUUCCAUGGAUGGAAAUGUCACAAUACUUAAGAAUGCAAACAAUGGUAGUACUCAUGAAUUUGCCUACGAUUAUUCUUUUUGGUCAUUUGAUUCAAUCAAUCCAGCCUCAACUUUUACCUCUCAAGAAGAUGUGUACAACAACGUUGCAAAACCGUUACUGGAUUGGUCUUUUGAGGGAUACAAUACCUGCUUAUUUGCAUAUGGACAGACAGGUUCUGGGAAAUCAUACACUAUCAUGGGUUAUGAAGAGGAUGAAGCUGGAGUUGUUCCAAGAUUUUCAAAAGAUCUUUUUGAGAGAAAAAUGGGUUUUGAACAAGAAAAGGAGAUUUCAUAUUCCGUGGAAAUCAGUUUCUACGAAAUCUACAACGAAAAGAUUUUUGAUUUGCUUUCCUUCAAUGAUGGGAACAAGCAGCGGUUAUGUGUUCGUGAACAUCCUGACAUGGGGCCUUAUGUUCAAGGUCUCUCAAAGCACAUUGUUGGUUCACAUCGCGAUAUCCAGAAUUGGUUAGAAGUUGGAAAUAAAAACAGAGCAACUGCUGCAACAGGGAUGAAUGACAGAAGCAGUAGAUCACAUUCUGUCUUCACCAUUGUUUUGUCACAAGUAAAGACAGAGCAAUUUGAAGGAACAGAAACGCAAGUUCAAAAAACAAGUAAAAUUAAUCUGAUUGAUUUAGCUGGCAGUGAGCGGGCUAAAAAAGCACUUGUUGAUAUCAGAGAUACUCAAACUGCUAAUACACGUUUAAAGGAAGGUGGUCACAUAAAUAAAUCGUUGCAUACUCUGGGAAAAGUGAUCUCUUUACUAUCUGAAAUGCAACCAAACUCAAAAAAGAAGUCGUUUAUACCUUACAGAGAUUCGGUAUUGACUUGGUUGUUAAAGGAAAGUCUUGGUGGAAAUGCCAGAACUACAAUGUUGGCCACAAUUAGUCCCGCACAUAUCCAUUAUAGUGAAACUCUAAGCACAUUGAGAUAUGCUCAACAAGCUAGAUCAAUUGUUAACAAAGCUAAGGUUAAUGAAGAUCCGAAGUCCAAACUGAUACGAGAAUAUCGUAUAUUGACCUACAUCGAAAUUAUUCCUGACUUUGGCCUUAAAAAUGUUCUUGUUGGAGUCAUACAUGUUAGAAUUUUUCAAAUAGAAAUGCUGAUAGAAAUUCGCAAGCUAAGAGCGUCUCAACGAAAAAGCGGUGACUUUGGUCAAGCUAUGGAGAAUGAGGUUACUUUGUUACGUCAAAGGCUAGUUGACACACAAAAGGAAUAUAAUGCAUCCACAAGAAGCUGGCAAGAAAAGCUUGCCCAUUCUGAAAAGAAACAAAAAGCAGAAGCCAGUCGCUUACGUAGAUCUGGAGUUGCUUUUACCAAGUUGGAGCAUCGUCUGCCUAGUCUGGUUAAUCUGAAUGAGGAUCCUCAACUUGCUGAAGUUUUGCUAUACAUUUUGCAGGAAGGAGUUACACAUGUAGGGAGAAAGGAGACAGAAAAUGAGCAUGAUAUCCAAUUGCGUGGAAAUCUUGUAGCUGACAGUCACUGUACAUUUAAAUACGAAAACGAGAUGGUGCAUAUCAAUAUUCAAAGUGAUGCACCAACCUAUGUUAAUGGAGUUCUUAUCGCCGACAGCAUUGAGCUACACCAUGGUGAUCGCAUUGUGUUUGGUGGAGAUCAUUUUUUCAGAUUAAAUCAUCCUAAAGAAGCAGCCAAAUUAAAAGAGAAGCUGACAGAUCGAAGAAAAAGCCUUAAAAACUUUGAGUUUGCAAAAGAUGAACUUUUAAAGAAGCAGAAUGAAAGGUUGGAAGCAGAAUUAGAGGAAGCUAGACUGCGAGCAGAGGAGGAAGCUUUAAAUCAGAUAAAGGAAGCUCAAAUAAAGGCUGAGGAAGAUUUAAAAGCUCAAAGAACAUUGUUUGAAACACAACUCAGCUUGUUGCAAGCGAAAUUGAAUGAUACUGCAAAUAAAAGAAAAGAAGCUGAGGAAGGACAUCAAAGUGCUCAAGAAAUUAUAAAUCAAUUACGAGACAAUCAGCAGUUAUUAGAAGAUGAAAUAUUGUCCAACAGAAAGAGGUUACAGAUGGAAGCCAUUGCUGCAAAACAGAUUCUUGAAGAGACAAAGACAAAUCACCAGAGAAUACUAAGUAACCUCGAGAAAGAGAAACAAAAAAUGCAAAUGGAUAUCGCUGAGAUGAAACAUGUCAAGAAUGCACGUGAAAAGAUGCGUUCUUCCAUACACAUAUCUGUCAACCAAUCUAACAAAGAAAACUCGGAGCGCAUAGAUUUAUUGAAAUUGUCGUUGAUGUUAAGAGAGGCGAACAAAAUAAGCCAACAAAUGAGACAAGACUAUGUGUUUACACGAGACGAUUUUUGCGUGGACAAUUCGGUGGAGAUUCGUGUUAGAAUUCAUAACACACAAUCGAAGAUGUCGACGUUACUUAAUUUGGAAAGAUUUGAGGACGAGUUCCAACGAAUGCGAGAUUUAUUUCAAGGUGAUGAGUCUUACUCUGAAACGACCUUUUUGCGUGAAAACGAGUUUGAUUGGGAAGAUGAUUCACAAGGUGAUUUAUCAAGAAGGUCACCAAGACUAUCGCUUUCAAGCAAAAGUAUGAUAGCCAGCUUAAACGAAUCCAUUGAAAUGCGUGAGAUGAAGAUGCGCAACACAAAGCAAGGUGGGAACUUGACCAAUGGAAAUCUAUCGACCAAUGAUAUUUCAACAUUAUCAAAUCCACCGGUAGAGUCAACAAGACUGUCUUCACUACACGCUAACACAACAGUUAAGAUGGAUGCGUCUGAUAUUUCUGCUAUGAAGUGCAGCUUGUUUGAAACUAUUCUUGAAGAAAAAGAAGAAAACCAAGAAAUACCGAUAGUUGCGAGAUUGAUCAAACUUAUCUUCUCUAUUUACACGGAUUGGAACAAACUGUCUACCCACAAUGCAACUUUUACUCAAAACAACACCGACGAAACAGACGACACGUUAAUGAGAGUAGCAUGUCACGUGAGAAGUUUAAAAGAUUUAGCCUCACUCUUGUGUUCUGUUCACGAGGCUGUUGGUUUGGACGAACUGAAAGCGAUGUCAUACUCGUUCAAAAAUGAUGUUAACCAAGCUGGCUCAUACAUCAGAAAUUCGAUUACACAGAAUAACUUCACAGAUGAGAAGACACAGUUUCAGCAGCUAAUUUUUCAGUUAGUAGAAAUGGCUGGUGCCAUGUCGUUAGCUGCUGUUGACCAUGUGAAGGAUGAUGAGAACGAAUCUUAUUUUGCAUUUAGUAAGGGUACAAGUAACGACCUGUGUGCGUACUUUUUAAAGCACCAGAAUCGGUUUCUUAGUACGAUGCUAACAGAAGCCAUGUGUACGGUGGAAGAUGGGAUCGAAAGUAUCAAGAAUCUGCAAGUCACAUCUGCACACGAGAUGUCUGAUGAUUUAGUUGAUGGAGUAAUGAACAUCUUGACAUCGAUAACAACACUUCUUCAAAGAUGCAAAGAUUUGCUGGCGGUAUAUGCUGAUGUCAGCAUGACUAGGACUGGCUUGUAUUUUGCAAAGGAAUGCUUCAUAUUAAGAAAACUGUUAACAGCGAUCGUCGAUUAUAACGAAAAUAUAUAUAAUUUACUUGAGCAUUCAAAAAGUGUGGCUGCAAAUUGUGACAGUCUCGAUGACUUUCUUGAUGUCCCAAUUGAACUGGCCGAUACAACAAAGAGGAUAUGUUCCACGUGCAAGCAACUGACUAUAUUUGUUAAUGUGAAGAAAGCAUUGGAUGAUGAGACAGCUUGGUUGUUGCAUGAUUGUUUAAAGAAGUUCGAAUUUGCUGCAAAGACUGUUCGUGUCGGCGUGGCCAUCGUUAUACAAGAAGUCGAAAGCGAUUUAAAUAUAAACGAGGAACGUUCUAUAGUCUCACUUAUUCAAGCAGACGAACCUUUUUCGCGAGCGUCAUCCACGUGUCCGCUAAACCGGACAUCACUUGAUGUGAGUGUAUUAGAUCCACAAUUGCAAGAAAAGUUCAGAAAAAGUCGGAGAUCUUCGGUGCGACCGGAUCUUUUUAUCAGUAAGUAUAUGGAUGUUUCGGACAUGUAGAAUUCUAUUUUUUAUAUAUAAUUUUAUUUAAUCUAUGCAUAUAAAAGGAUAUGACGAAUAAAAUGUUUUUCUGUUAUCUCGAAUUCGCUAAAAAACUAGAAGAUUUGUUAGAGACUGAAAAACUGUGAAAUAUACUUGUUUCGUUUUGAGUACUGUCUACUCCCGAUCUCUGAAAGAAUUUA